GCACCAUUUCUGCCCGAGCACCCUUGGUGUAGGCGGCGCUGAGGGGCCCGGGGUUCCUCGGAGGGCGCGGACCGGGGGGUGGUGUGGUACCUGUUGCUUGAAUGCAGGACCAUGCCCGAUACGGGCGUGUUCCGAGCGGCUGGGAKAAGACCGUGAGGUGGGACUGAGACCCAUGGCCUGCCCUGCUAGGAGAAGUUGCUGAACCAGRCGAGUUCCAGGCUUGCCUUAAGGAUGUCAACAGACAAGAGUCACCUGCCAGACAGUAUCCAAGAAGAAGACUCUGCCACUAAUUCAAGCAAUAAUUGCCUGCAUAAUGAUGAGGRAUUGGGAACUGAACGGCAGAAUGGCAUUUGUGACAGUGGUGUGGCUAAUAGUAUYGGAACUCCCAACUCUGACAGCCAGGCUUCCACUUCCAUGGCUGUUCCUUUGGAGGUACCCAGAAGAGGACAUCCCCUUUUACAGAUCRACAGGCAGCAGAUUCAGUCUGUCUCAUGUAGUGCACAUGCUGCUGAGCUCAAAGACUUAGGAGUUGAUGUCUAUGACCAGGACGUGUUGGAGCAAGGAGUUCUUCAGCAAGUGGAUAAUGCAAUUAAUGAAGCAACCAAAGCAGCAAAAAUAGCUAAUGCAUCAAAAGAAUAUGAGUCAGUACUGGAGGACUUAAGAUCAUGUACAACAUCUCUGAGACAUAUAAAUAAAAUUAUUGAGGAACUUUCACCUCAAGCUGCUGACAACAAAAAUAUUAGCAGAAAACUAGAUUCUGUAAAACGGCAAAAAUAUAACAAGGAGCAACAGCUAAAGAAGAUAAAAGCAAAACAAAAGCGUCUCCAAGGAAUACUUGGAUUAACAGAGUCUGCUGAUGAAGCAAAUGAUCUUGAAUAUGAGGAAGAUGAAGAACCUGGUCCAUCAUCUCUUGGCAGUAUGCUUAUGCCUGCUCAGGAAACAGAGUGGGCAGAGCUCAUUCGUACUGGUCAGAUGACUCCAUUUGGAACUAAAAUACCUCAGAAGCCAGAGAGGAAGGCACGACAGUUAAGACUAACUGAAGCAUCUGAUUUUGAGAAGUACUUAGCAGACCAAGCUAAGCUGUCAUCUGAAAGAAGAAAGUUAUCCCGUCGCAAAGGAGCAAAGAAGAAGGCACAAGCCAAAAUCGUUCAGUGCGAGGCUCCCACAGCUGCUGCAAAGGAAAAAAGUGGUAAAGCCCUCUCAAAAACAGAUAAGCGUUUAAAGAAACACUUGAGAGAGCUUCAGAAGCAUGCCCUCCACAUUCAUUCAAAGGCCAGGAUCCCAAAGGAAAAGAAGUAUCCUGAGGCCAAGAAGUUCAGGCAUGAACAAGAGGAUGAGAGYGGGGAGUCUGAGUAUGUACCUGAUGAGGAACUCUUUGAUCCAGAAGCAGCAGAAGAGGAAGAAGAACAGCCGUCUUCUCUUGCUGAGAAUGAUUCUGAUUAUGAACUUAAGAAUUUAUCCAAAAAAAGAAAACGUUUGGUGAAGAAGGAUUUUAAAGAAGAUGAAAAUGAUACUGACUUCAUUCCAAGCUCUGAGGAAGAAGAAGAUACAGUGGGGAAGCACAAAGUGAGAAGAUGGAGAGAUGAUGGAGAUGUGGACUAUUAUAAACAGAGACUAAGGAAGUGGCAAAGAGAACGUUUGAAGAACAAAGAACAUCAAGCAGCUGAGGAACUUUCUGAAGAAAGCGAUGUUGAAUUUGAAGAGGGUUUCAAAGUACCAGGAUUUCUCUUCAAAAAGCUUUUUAAGUACCAGCAGACAGGUGUUAGGUGGCUUUGGGAAUUGCACUGCCAGCAGGCAGGAGGAAUUCUGGGAGAUGAGAUGGGAUUGGGCAAGACCAUUCAGAUAAUUGCCUUCUUGGCAGGUCUGAGCUACAGCAAUAUGAGGACUCGUGGUUCAAAUUACAGGUACCAGGGGUUGGGUCCAACAGUGAUUGUUUGUCCAGCUACUGUGUUGCAUCAAUGGGUAAAAGAAUUCCACACUUGGUGGCCUCCAUUCAGAGUCGCUGUGCUACAUGAAACUGGUUCUUAUACCAAGAGUAAGGUGAAACUAAUUCAUGAAAUUGCUUCAUGCCAUGGAAUUUUAGUUACCUCUUACUCGUACAUUCGACUGAUGCAGGACAACAUCCACACGUAUGAUUGGCAUUAUGUCAUUCUGGAUGAGGGUCACAAAAUCCGAAAUCCAAAUGCUGCAGUCACACUUGCAUGCAAGCAGUUCCGCACACCCCAUCGAAUCAUCUUGUCUGGCUCCCCUAUGCAAAAUAAUCUAAAGGAGCUCUGGUCCCUCUUUGACUUUAUAUUCCCAGGAAAGUUGGGAACACUACCUGUCUUCAUGGAGCAGUUUUCUGUCCCAAUAACCAUGGGAGGAUAUUGCAAUGCCUCUCCUGUCCAGGUAAAAACUGCAUACAAAUGUGCCUGUGUGUUACGGGACACCAUAAACCCCUACUUGCUGCGAAGAAUGAAGGCUGAUGUAAAAAUGAGCCUUUCACUGCCWGACAAAAAUGAACAGGUCCUCUUUUGCCGCUUGACAGAGGAGCAGCGUCAAAUCUAUCAAAACUACAUCAACUCUAAAGAAGUUUACCAGAUUCUCAAUGGAGACAUGCAGAUUCUCUUAGGACUGUCAACUUUGAGAAAGAUUUGCAACCACCCUGACUUCGUUGCUGAAAGUCCCAGAAUUUUGAAGAGUGUGCCAGAUGAUGAAGCAGAGGAUCCAAAUCAGUUUGGAUAUUGGAAACGUUCUGGAAAAAUGAUAGUGGUAGAAUCCCUGCUAAAAAUAUGGCACAAGCAAGGUCACAGAGUGUUGUUUUUCACUCAGUCAAGACAGAUGAUGCAGAUACUUGAAGUCUUCGUGAGAUACAGAAACUAUUCCUAUCUCAGGAUGGAUGGCACCACAGCAGUAGCUUCCAGACAGCCUCUUGUAACAAAAUACAAUGAGGACAAAUCCAUAUUUCUUUUUCUUCUAACAACACGUGUUGGUGGCAUUGGAGUUAACUUGGUUGGUGCUGACCGGGUUAUUAUUUAUGAUCCUGACUGGAAUCCCAGUGUAGACACACAGGCUCGGGAGCGUGCUUGGAGAAUAGGCCAAAAGAAAGAGGUGACUGUGUACAGGCUUCUCACUGCAGGGACUAUUGAGGAGAAGAUAUACCACAGACAAAUCUUCAAACAAUUUUUAACAAACAGAGUGCUGAAAGACCCUAAGCAGAAUCGCUUCUUCAAAUCCAAUGACCUUUAUGAACUAUUUACUCUGAACAGCCCAGAUGUGUCUCAGGGGACAGAAACAAGUGCAAUUUUUGCAGGUACUGGUUCAGAUGUUCAGGUCCCAAAGCCACCUGAUAAUGGCACUUCUAAACGUGACCUCCAUCUUGCAGAAAGCAGCUCACAYAAGAAGAAUAAGUCCUUCAAUUCCUACUCCACCACAGACAUAAAAGAUUCUUCUUCUAAAGCAAUAGACACAAGUGAAGAAACCAAAGGAAAUUCUGAAGCCUUUGAACAAAACAGCUAUGCAAAAGAUAAUGCACAAGCUGCUACUGAUACAAAUCCAUUCCAUAAAAGCAAGGCAGAAUGCUUGGAAAGUGAUGACAAAUGCAUGUCCCAGUCRAUGCCAUGCAGUGCAGGGGCUUCAGAGAAUGCCAGAUGUCUGACUGCGGUGGUGGCUGGUGAAGGACAUGGAGCAGCUAAUGCAGAUGCAAGGACUGAUCUUAGCCUUACCUGUGAUGCAGCUGGCUCUUGGGAAAAGCAGGGUGCUAAAACUGAAGAUGGGCAAUUUGAUAAUAAUCAUUAUAAGUGUAUCUCAAAAACAAAGCACAGGGGGGAUAUGCUGUCACAUGAGAGCCACAAAGACAAGUCUAAGAAGAAACAUCACAAAGAUGCCAAAUUUGAAGGAAAGCGCAUUCCUCAUCUAGUGAAACAAAAGCAAUACAGAAAGGACAACGGUGAAGAGGAGCAAGACUCAAAGAAAAAUGAUGACUAUGUCUUGCAGAAACUAUUCAAAAAAUCAGGGGUACACAGUGUUAUGAAGCAUGAUGCCAUUAUGGAUGCUUCCAAUGCAGAUCAUGUGCUGGAGGAAGCAGAAGCAAGCAGAGUGGCCCAGGAUGCCUUGAGAGCCUUAAGACUCUCUCGUCAGCAGUGUUUAGGAGCUGCUUCUGGUGUGCCAACCUGGACAGGCAYGAGUGGUCUUUCAGGUGCACCAUCAGGAAUAAAGAGUCGGUUUGGCCAAAAAAGAAACUCCAUGCUGCUUUCUUCACUUUCCACUUCUGCAUCACCAGCAAAGAAGCACAAGGAUGCAGAUACGAUAAAGAAACAAAAUGUAAAGAAGUGUAGUUCCAGUGAGCACUUCAAUGGAAAAUCUGGAGAAUCAUCAUCCAGUGCUCUGGACUCKUCAUCUUUAUUAGCUCGUAUGAGGGCAAGAAACCACCUUGUUUUACCACAAGCRACAAGGAAUGAAGGUGAUGAGAAUCAUCAGCCAGCACCUGUCCCAGUCCAGGGUUCCACAGAAUACGAUGAACUGCUGGUGGAUCUGCGGAACUUCCUGGCGUUCCAGGCACGUGUGGACGGCGAGGCCAGCACUCAGGAGCUGCUGCAGGAGUUUGAGUCCAAACUGCCUGCAGAGCACUCCUGUGUCUUCAGAGAACUGCUCCGCAACAUCUGCACCUUCCACAGGAGUCCCAGCGGGGAAGGAGUCUGGAGGCUAAAGUCAGAAUUCCGAUGACCUUUCAUCAGUGAAGGCACUUCUCUUUCCACUUGACCACCAUUUUCCUCUCAAACGAGGAACACUGCUUGACUUAUUUUGAAGUGUUUUGUAUUCCUGAAUUAAUUAAUGCCUUGAACAGUCAGUGGUGCAGGACUUGUUGCAGACUUAAAGCUAACUUAAUUUCUCAUUUACACUAUUUAUMUAAAAGUGCCAUCUACCUCAUAGAUGAAACAAUACAAAAUAUCAGCACCUUUUCUUCAAAAGAAAUCUUAAUAUAAAUGGGAUGRAGCAUGUAUACUGACCCUUUAUUACAAUAAGAACCAUGGAUGUUGCCAUGGGUUGUAAGAUUUUGAUUUCUGUGAAAUUUCAGAAAACUAUUUCCUUGAUUUCCAGUUUGUUACUUGAAUGGUCAUAGGGCACACAGUGUGCCAUCAAAAAAAAAAAUGGAGGGGGGAGAUGACAGUAGUCACCAUGAAAGAUUCACUUGUGUUGACAAGUGCAUCAGAAUCAUGUAAUGAAACUUUUAUCAGKGGUGAGAAUUUUGUUUUAAUGUUUAAAUAACUUGGGAAAUAAUCUACUGCCAUGGAGGUUUAAUCACAAAAAAUGGAAAGCACGGCAGGAUAUUGAGUUAAGUGACAAUUGAUAAUUAUGGAAAACUUACUAAAUUCCAGAACACCCAAUAGCAGUAUAAUCAGCAAUCCAGUUACAGUCCCGUACACCACUGGCAGGUGCUUGCUGCAGUAUUUCUUAACACUGAGGUGACAGUAACUGUUUUUCACAGGUUGUGGACUUGAAAUCUCAUUAAAUGUUGAUGUAUUUCACUGUUAUUUAUGUCCAAAACUUUCCAGUUACCUCCUAGCACUUAAAAUUUUAUACCUUGAYAUAGACUGGAGUGUUAGCUGGUCAGAGCGGGAAGGGUGUCACUGUAUUUUACUAACCAUAACCACUUUUGGGCAUAGUUGGAGCAUACAUAGAAGUUACACAUCAUACAUCAUCUAUAGAUAGGGAAAAAUUAAAACUUGACAGUUGAGUAAGUUCUAAUACCAGUUAUUUGUAGCAAAUCCAAGUAUGACAUGGGGUCUGUCUUCAAGGUACUUGUGUUCUACACUAGAAAAUUUUAAGAUGGAAAAUGUGGACAGAUUUUGAGAAGAAAACCACAUUGUUGCAGCAACAUCAAAUUAUGGUAUGUCUUAAACUAGGGGUAGUUAAAUGUGCCCACUGUCCUUUCUAUCCUUAAGCUGUGGAAAGCUGAGCUACUUUUAGCUUUUUUGUUCACUGUGAAAUUAUCUUUUAAGUGGAAGGACAAAUAUUGAAAGACAAAUGGUGAAGCAAGAAUACAAACUUGCUUCUUUUGGUAAAAAAAAAAAAAAACCUUUAAGAGACUGCCAAUGGUUUUUCCUCUUGUUUUUACUCAGUGAUAAGGAGCUGUGGAGAUUUGCAAGAAGUGGUGCUUCACUGUAUCAAUAACUGGUCAGUUGGCUUUUCAGAAACUGGAAUUGGACAGGGCAGACAAUCCAAGAAUGUUUCAUUUUCCUAAAAGCAUUUUUAAGAUGGGACUUCCCCUAACAUCUCUUUUUCUGAUCCCAGUUAUAUUCAUUUACAUUCCUUCUUUCAAGAGAAAGAUUAAACAAGGAACUUGGGCUACAAUUGCUGUUGACAUGACUUGAAAUGGAUCAGAAAAAGAGUAAAAACAAGCCAAUUUUGCUGUCUUCUUCAAAGCUACAGGGAAUUUGACUUGGUUUGGGUGUCAUGUCCUCAUGCAUCUCUAUUUAUCCUAGGAACAAACCAGGAAUUCAGCAGUGAGCAGAGCUGCUGUUUCAACUUACGAGUUAGUUUUGGUGUCCUGUUUUAUUUCUGCUCCUAGUUUUAAAGACAUGGUUCCUGUAUACUAAGGAGAGUUUGCAGCUUCUCGAUCUGUUAAUGUAAAUAGAUUUGCAUGUACUUUUUAUAAAUCCUUGGCUUUUAUGGACUUAUUAAAAAAAGGAAAACAGAAGUGUGUUCUAGAAGUCAUUGGGCACUGGGGAGAGUGGGCAGGGAGGCAUCUUCUCCGAUAUGCUGUGCACUGACCAAAUGAUUCCUCUUUAAUUAUAUUUCCAUUUUUCAUACCAUUUCAAAUUAUGCAUCCUAACAGCUAGCUUUCUUCCAGUACUCGUGUUUGUUGAAAAUGUUUAAAGACUUAAUUAGUAUUAAUAAGAUACUCAAAAAAUAUUUGUAAGUAGUUGAUCUCAAAAGUAUAUGUGAUUAAAGGUUUACAGGCUAAUUUAAAGGUAAAAGUUUUAAAAUAUAAUAUAGCUGCUAUACCUUUUAAUGUAGAAGAGUUAUUUCAGAAUAAUUCUACUUUUAUUCCAUAAAGCAUUUUCUGAUUUUGGUUUGUUUAGCUUUAUGUGUGUAAAGUGAAUUCCUUUCACAUCUUCAUAGACUCUGAAGCAAUUGCUGACUACCAAUAUUGCAUAGUCAAACAAAUCCUGUAUUUUAGCUGUCUCAGUUUCCAGGUACUCAAUGCUGUAGCUGAUAGUUGCUACUUUAUUUGUGCAUGAUUCCAAAAAUCAUUCAUGUGGAACGCUUAUGUUCUCAUACUUUGUUUUCUUACCUCAGUAAAAAGGGGAUAAAGAAAAAUCAAAAUACAGAUGUUAAUUUAGGAAUCAAGCUGGGAAAAAAACACURAAUCCUACUAAGGAAAGACAUGUCAGCAUGGAACAGUGAUUAUAAACUUUACAUUUUAAAAAGCAUACCACAGGGAACUAUUGAAAAUUUCUUUCCUGUAAAGAUGCUGAAAGCUGAGCACCAUGCUACUGUGGGAUGUGACCACACAGCUGAGCAGACAUAUGCAGUUGAAUAAAAAUCUAGAAAGGUAAAUAGCAGAAACUUKGAUUGUUCUGUAAGCAGUUGUGGGAACAAUGUACACUGUGGGUAAAAUGUGCUGCAUUGAUACUUUMACAGUAGAAGUUAAAACAUCAUCAUAGUUCCUUCUGGUUUACAAACCAUAUUUGUAAAACCCUAUUAUUAGGAUGUUUUCCCUUGACCCCCCCCAUCCCAUACUCCUUUUAUAGUAUUAUCUUUAUAUUCUUUUAUAUUAUUCCUUUUAUAUUAUCAUAUCYAUUACUCUCGUGUUCACCCAUUUGCUGAAGAUUUAUAGCCAAUAAAYAUAUCUCUGGUACAGAACUAAAUUCUGAUAUAGAGAAAAAAAAAAUCAGCUGAAGUAUUUUUGACUUUCCUGAACUAUGAUGACCCACCACAAAAGGAAUGUAAGAAGCUGAAUGGAUAGAUUGAUUAGAAAUGGUGAUUUUAAAUGGUGUUUUCAAAUGCCUAGCUUCUGUCUAUGGCUCAGCCUCUUCUCAAAGAGCUGCAAUGUGGAGAAUUGAGUCUAUGGCACAUAAUAAAUGUCAUCCUCCCAAGUAAAGCUUUAAAGUAGUGGGUUUUUACAUCUGAAAGUUUUGGCUUUGGGCAACAGUCAUCUAUAGGCAGUUGUACUCAAGUCUUAAGAUCAACUUUGCUUUUGAUUCCAAGAUUGCUAAAGUUGGCUAAAUUUUACUAUCUUSUACUAAUGCAAUUCUCUGCCAGAAGGGACGAACUUGAUUAUUUUCUUUUUCUC
This is a messenger RNA of Malurus melanocephalus (red-backed fairy wren), 8278 nucleotides long. RefSeq names its product ERCC excision repair 6, chromatin remodeling factor (gene ERCC6). NCBI's taxonomy places the organism in Eukaryota, Metazoa, Chordata, Aves, Passeriformes, Maluridae. Gene Ontology annotation, cellular component: nucleus. The record is from RefSeq and is a predicted model, not a curated record. Gene Ontology annotation, biological process: transcription-coupled nucleotide-excision repair. Gene Ontology annotation, molecular function: ATP-dependent chromatin remodeler activity; ATP binding. Bases 232 to 4704 code for a protein of 1490 amino acids. The transcript is spliced from 21 exons.